AUGCUCUUCCUAGCAGCUCUUCUCUUUUCCCUCGUAUACGCCUCCCCUCGUCUUCCCCCCCACCAUCAUGCAUUCCAUGCAGCCCCCGCCACGAAGCCUCUCACCCUUUCCGUCCGAUCUGGUCUAACUCUCGACGCAUGCAAAGCCGACACUGACUGUUUCGACAGUCGUCUCUGCUAUAAGAUAUCCGCCACCGGCUUUGACCUCUGCCGUAGUCGCGACACUGCCUGCUUCUGUCGACCCCCGACAUUCACCACAUGCAAAACCCUGCGCGACUGCAUCAAUGGUGAAGUGUGCGCCAAAACGGAUUUGGCCAACCCAGCCAUCUGCGUCUCGAAGGAAGCGGAGAAGGAAUAUUCCAACAUCAACGAGGCAACCGAGUUUCCAAGUGGACCUAACAGGCCUCCUAGGAACCCAAGACCAAGCCAUGGCGGUGCGGGGAGGCGUAGUGUGUCCCCGAGUCCUUCUGCGAUGGAUGUCGUGACGCCGUCACUGGAGCCGUCACCAGAUUUAGAGGCGGCUGAAUCCCCAGACCUUUCUCCGGAACCGAGCGUGGCUGCGACGGAUGAGGGCUUUCCCUCACGCUCACCGACUCCGUCUCCAGGGUUCCCUCUGGUCGGGCAAGGUGACCCUGAGUCUGUAUGUAUUGAUGCGAACGCUCUGAAGCAUGUCGCGCCUCGGGAGCUCAUAUUUGAAUCUCAUCGAUGGGCGAGGGUGCUGUGUGAUGAGUAUGGUAGUUGUGCUACGGCGGGGCAUAUGGUGAAGUCUGAGGGGAAGGCUAUGAUGAUGGGAACGUUUUGUCGAUAUGUGGGUUGUGUGGAGAAGGCGAUGAUGGUGAACAGUCCAAAGUAUAGAAGAGGAGCUUCUAUCAGGUCAAAAACGAAAGGAUUGGUGUAUACCGCUUUUGCAGCGCGAUAUCAGUCGCGUGUGGAGGAACUCAUCAUUGCUGCUGCUGUCCGAUGGGGUUUGUGAUUUUACAGUACAUAUAUUACGGCUUGAAGAAGAUAUAUGUUCACUGUUCACAAUGACUGAGGGACAUUGUUGCGGAGAAGCGCUUACCGAAGGUUCGAGAAUGAGAAAAUUCGCAAGUUCUCGAUGAGAUGAUCGUUGCAUGUCUUAUUUUUCGUGCUGUGUCGAGUGUCUUGAUAUUUUGGGGUUUUUAGUCAGAGGACAUCUUGACAUCCCGUCAAGAAAGGCAGAGUAGUGUUAUUUUAUGUUUAUGCGUGUACAUGACAUUCCAGCUGGGCAUUGUGCAAGCAACACAGCCACUUCCUAUCAAGGCAUCAGGAUACAAACGUGAGUAUAAAGGUGAAUAUAGGUUUUAGUUAA
Molecule: messenger RNA, 1329 nt
Organism: Chondrus crispus (carragheen)
Lineage: Eukaryota; Rhodophyta; Florideophyceae; Gigartinales; Gigartinaceae
Exons: 2
Coding region: 1-972 (323 amino acids)
Source: RefSeq, a predicted model, not a curated record